Molecule: messenger RNA, 1631 nt
Organism: Vanessa atalanta (red admiral)
Lineage: Eukaryota; Metazoa; Arthropoda; Insecta; Lepidoptera; Nymphalidae
Product: connectin-like
Exons: 3
Coding region: 129-1604 (491 amino acids)
Cellular component (GO): extracellular matrix
Molecular function (GO): protein binding
Source: RefSeq, a predicted model, not a curated record
CUGGGUGGACGUGUGCACUACGGCUUACAAAACCAAGUUUCAGUUAUACGGUGUACUUGACUGUGCGUGUUUUUGAACUAUCAUGUGGUUUUGUUGAUUUGGAAUAAUUUAGAUUUACUUAUAACAUAAUGGAACAAAUGAGCAAGUACCUCAUAAUCAUCACGUCGUUAAUGACUGUCAAGUUGACCGUCACCGAGAGCAAAAACGAGACGAAGCCCAAAAUUGAUAGACGUCACUACCAAAUGCCAAUCUUCAUCAAUGUCUGCGACAUUGUCGAUAGACGUUCGAAAGUACAUUGCUACUGCGACAGUAAUAAGCCUAAAAUGGCGACUCGAGCGGAUUGCUGGAUAUUCGGCGGUGGAUUAACUGAGGACGAUUCCAUAUGGCCGAGUUUUUCAUCACAAUCCGAAAUAGAACAUCUCAUGUUCAACGUUCGUACCGACGACGCGUUAACAUUUAUUCCAGCCAAAGCCAUCGUUCGACUCGACAGACUUAAGCAUUUAUCGAUCCAAUUCGGGACGAUCAAAACUAUACAUCCAUAUGCUUUUACUAAUUCUUCUACUUUACGCCAAAUUGUAUUGAAAUCGAAUAAAAUAACAAAUUUAGAAAAACAUUCCUUCUCGCAAAUGAUGAUGCUAUCAAACCUUAGCUUGGAUGAUAAUCAAAUAUCUGAACUAAAAACGGACGUAUUCUUUAAUUUACCCAAUCUUCAUGUAUUACAUUUGUCGAAUAAUAAUUUAAGCUUACUGCACGAAGGUUGUUUUAAGCACCUAAAUAAUCUCAUCGAACUAAAGUUAGAUAAUAAUUAUAUUUCAGUAGUAAUUAGGGAAAUGUUAGAGGGCUUGGAGAAUCUUUCUAGAUUGAACUUAAGAAAUAAUAAGAUAAACAUGAUUGGAAACUUGGCAUUUAGUGAGUUGUGGGGUUUGAAAGAAUUGAUGUUAGAUAACAACGCUAUAGAAUAUAUAUCAGAGAGAGCAUUUGGGGGACUAACGCAAUUGAGAAAGUUGACGUUGUCGGGGAAUAAACUGACAAGUUUUUACGAGGACAUACUUGAAGACAUAAGAAGUCUCAUCGUGUUGGAUCUAAGAGACAAUCUUUUGACGACAAUAUCGUACGAAACAAUACGACCUGUUGUAGAAAAUGACAAAUCCCUUUCAUCUGUGGUUUAUUUAGACGGUAACCCACUCAACUGUAACUGUCGUCUAUCCUGGAUAUAUGUUUUGCGUAAUGAAACUCAAGACAAUACAAUGAAACAUGCCCUCGAAAAAAUAUCCUGUGUUCCCGAUCCGGCUAACGAUAGACGACUCACUGAAGCGAAAGAUGAAGAAGUAGAUAAUGGUAAUGUCCUAGCUGACGACAACUACGAGUAUUACGAUAAAAGUGACGAUUAUAACAACGAUAAGGAAAAACCGAAAGCAAAUAAAGCCAUUAAACUGACAGAUAUCCCCUUGGAGACGCUACCUUGUCCAAAGGAAUUAAUGCAGUCGAUCGAGGAAACUUAUGGCCAUCCCGUACAGAAUGAGAUUAGAUUAAAAGCAUUUUCGAAUGUCGGAAGAGAUCUGCCUAACUUCCUUUUCAUUGCAACGUUGCUGAUAUUAUUUUAAAUUGUAAUAUUUAAAAGACAAAAACAA